Molecule: messenger RNA, 1127 nt
Organism: Rhizopus microsporus ATCC 52813
Lineage: Eukaryota; Fungi; Mucoromycota; Mucoromycetes; Mucorales; Rhizopodaceae
Exons: 2
Coding region: 1-1068 (355 amino acids)
Source: RefSeq, a predicted model, not a curated record
AUGGCCACAGAUAUAUACCAGCCUUACUAUUACUAUUACCCAGAACACGACCAAGACUAUUACCCUGAUGGAUACACUCAUGCAAGACGAACUUAUUAUGACGCGUCUACUUCAAAGGAUUAUCCUUAUUAUUAUUAUAAACAGGGUAGUAGUACAAGUAGUCCGAAAGCAUAUCCUUACAAUCAUUACACAGAUACAUAUUCAUAUCAUAAUGAAUAUGAUGAUGAUGAUAUAUAUUAUGAUGCUGAUGAUUCAAAUGUCUAUGGUCAUAUGCCUUAUCCAAAAGAGACAGAUUAUUAUGAGAGUGAUAAAGAAGAAGAAGAUCAAGAAGAGGAUGAAGAGGAUUACGAUGAAACAACACGAAGAAAUACGAUGCUUAAUGCUGACCUAAAUACUUUUACAACUCGAGCAGACUCACUAAUGUCUGAAUCACUGCAACCAUCACUACACUUAUCAUCAUCACAACCAGUGCAUUCCGUCAUGCCUCAUGUUACUACUGUUAAUACGAAUAAAAGGAAAAAAUGGAUGAAUCCUUUUAAGCUAUUGAAAAACAAGGUCAAAAAAUUUCAAACCGAAAAUGCAUCCUCUUCUCCACAACCAACUAUACAAUUCAUUCCUACAACAGAGGAUGAUAUAUUAGGUGAUGUAUUGGAUUCUCAUCAGCAAAAGCAUCUACUCAAUCAGCUAUAUCAAAUACAACAACAACAGACCAGUCCACAGCAGCAUACUGCCAGUCCAGAAAGAGUCAAGAUUACAAGUCUGGAUCGUAUUUGGGUGUUUCGAUUGAUUACCUUUGAUGAAGAACAACAGACUAAUGAUCAUAUCGCUUGGAUAUGCUUUGAUUACGAAAAUCAAUUGCUCAUUGAAGACUACAUAGGUCAUCCCGAAGAAGAGGGUUUAACUCUUUAUGAUUCACAUAUACGUCACAAAGGAAUGCCUGUGGUUGUUAUGCCUACUAAUAACAAGGGAUAUUAUUUUGCAGAUGCUCAACAAGCACAACUGUGUACACUCGAAGUCAAGUCUAUAAGAAAUGACAGGAACAAUAUUACUUUUGUAUACCGCUUAUAAAAAAUAAACUCUAUCUGCAUAUUUAUAUUUUUUUUUUUUCUUAAUGGCACAACCUGAUU